This is a messenger RNA of Microthlaspi erraticum, 693 nucleotides long. NCBI's taxonomy places the organism in Eukaryota, Viridiplantae, Streptophyta, Magnoliopsida, Brassicales, Brassicaceae. The record is from the annotation of a GenBank genome assembly.
AUGCAAUCUUUGACGGAGGAGAAAAGAUUCCUUCCCAUGUGGAUGAGUUGGAUGAUCUGGAAAUCGAGAAAUGACUUUCUAUUUGCACAUAGAAAUGUUCAUCCUCAGAACGAUGUGGAGAAAGGAGUUCAAGCUGUAGCGGAAUGGUUUAUUGCUAAUCCGUCCACUACGAUUCAAGAAAGAAGAAUAUGUGUGACACCAACAAGCUGUUGGGAACCACCAUCAUCAGGUUGGUUAAAAUGUAACUUUGAUAGCACAUAUAGAUCGUCUGCGUCUUGCAUGGGUGUAGGGUGGAUAAUAAGAGAUGACAAAGGACAGUAUAUAGAAUCAGGUUGGGCAAAAUUACCUCAGGUAGACACACCACUGCAGGCUGAAGCAAAUGGCUUUCUCUAUGUGGUUCAACGCAUAUGGAGUAAAGGUAUGAGGAAUGUCUGGUUUGAAGGAGAUAGCCUUCAGCUCACUAAUGUGAUCAAUAAAUGGGAAGAGAAUACAGAGUUGGGCAAUAUCCUCAUUGAUAUUCGUCAUUGGAUUUCACUUCUGCCAUUAUGUUCUUUAGCACAAGUGAACAGGGAGAAAAAUCAGGCAGCAGAUUUACUUUCAAAAUGUAUUUAUGAUUCUGUUGAUUUCUUUAUGUUGUAUGCAAGCCCACCUCAAUGGUUGGUUAAAUAUUUGUAUGCUCCCUUCACUAUUUAA